AGAAAAAAGGUCUUUCACUAACGUAGUACUACACUUUACGACGUCCGAGUCGUUGGUCUGUAGUCUCUACAGGGAAGGAUCCUCCAUUAACAGGAAGUUCGUACGUACGCGGCUUCCUGGUUUCUUUAUUUGAAUCGAGCGCCUCGACGGAUUGGCACACCACUCCCUCCACUCCACUCAACUCCCCCACGCCAUGCCCCCAAUGCAGCAGCAACCGCCCCCCGUCGUCGUCCUCCUACUCCUCUUCUUCCUUGCCUGCUCGUACACGCUCGCCUCCGGCAGCACUGACGAUGAAGGCGCGGCGGCGGCGGCGACCUACAUUGUGUACCUGAACCCGGCGCUCAAGCCGUCGCCCUACGCCACCCACCUGCACUGGCACCACGCCCACCUCGAGUCGCUCUCCCUGGACCCCUCGCGCAGCCUCCUCUACUCCUACACCACGGCCGCGCCGUCCGCCUUCGCCGCCCGCCUCCUCCCGUCCCACGCCACGGAGCUGCAGAGCCACCCCGCCGUGGCCUCCGUCCACGAGGACGUCCUGCUCCCGCUCCACACCACGCGCUCCCCUCUCUUCCUCCACCUCCCGCCUUACGACGAUCCAGCCGCCGCUGACGCAGGUGGAGGCGCCGAUGUCAUCAUCGGGGUGCUCGACACCGGCGUCUGGCCCGACAGCCCCAGCUUCGUCGACACUGGCCUGGGCCCUGUCCCGGCGCGCUGGCGCGGGUCCUGCGACACCAAGGCCGCCGACUUCCCCUCCUCCUUGUGCAACCGGAAGCUUAUCGGCGCGCGCGCCUUCUUCCGGGGCUCCAGCGCCAGUGCCGGCGCGGCCGCGGCCGCGGGCGGCGGGAGGAACGGCUCUUCUUCUUCCUCCCACGGAGUCAAUGGCGAAGUCUCGGCGUCGCCGAGGGACCGCGACGGGCACGGCACCCACACGGCGUCCACGGCCGCGGGUGCCGUGGUGGCCGGCGCGAGCCUCCUCGGGUACGCGCGCGGCACGGCCCGCGGGAUGGCUCCCGGGGCGCGCGUGGCCGCGUACAAGGUGUGCUGGAGGCAAGGGUGCUUCAGCUCCGACAUCCUGGCCGGCAUGGAGCAGGCCAUCGACGACGGCGUGGACGUGCUUUCCCUCUCCCUGGGCGGCGGCGCGCUGCCGCUCUCGCGCGACCCCAUCGCCGUCGGCGCGCUCGCAGCCGCCCGCCGCGGCAUCGUCGUCGCGUGCUCGGCCGGGAACAGCGGGCCCUCACCCUCGUCGCUCGUCAAUACCGCCCCGUGGGUGAUCACGGUCGGCGCCGGCACGCUCGACCGCAACUUCCCGGCAUACGCCAAGCUGGGGAACGGCGAGACCCACGCCGGCAUGUCCCUGUACUCACCCGGCGAGGACGACGAAGACGACGACGACGGCGACAAGAUGUUCCCUCUGGUGUACGACAAGGGCUUCCGCACGGGGAGCAAGCUCUGCAUGCCGGGCUCGCUGGACGCGGCCGCGGUGAAGGGCAAGGUGGUCCUUUGCGACAGGGGCGGGAACUCGCGGGUGGAGAAGGGGCAGGUGGUGAAGCAAGCCGGCGGCGUCGGGAUGGUGCUCGCCAACACCGCCCAGAGCGGCGAGGAGAUCGUGGCGGACAGCCACCUGCUCCCCGCCGUGGCCGUGGGCGCCAAGAGCGGCGAUGCUAUAAGGAGGUACGUGGAGUCGAACGAUGAUGCGGAGGUGGCCUUGAGCUUCGGCGGCACGGCGGUCGACGUGCACCCGGCGCCGGUGGUGGCCGCAUUCAGCUCUCGCGGGCCCAACAGGGUGGUGCCGCAGCUGCUCAAGCCGGAUGUGAUCGGACCUGGGGUGAACAUCUUGGCCGGGUGGACCGGGUCCGUCGGGCCUACCGGGUUGAUCGCCGACGAGCGGCGACCCAAGUUCAACAUCUUGUCAGGAACGUCCAUGUCGUGCCCUCACAUCAGCGGGCUCGCCGCGUUCGUGAAGGCGGCGCACCCGGACUGGAGCCCCAGCGCCAUCAAGUCGGCGCUCAUGACCACCGCGUACGCCGUCGACAACAACGGCUCGCCCCUCCUGGACGCGGCCGGCGACAACACCACGGCCACGCCGUGGUCCUUCGGCUCCGGCCACGUGGACCCGGUCAAGGCCCUCUCCCCGGGCCUCGUCUACGACACCUCCAUCGACGACUACGUGGCCUUCCUCUGCACCGUCGGCGGCGCCUCCUCGCCACGUCAGAUCCAGGCCAUCACGGGCAGCAGAACGGCGAAAGGAAACGCGACGUGCCAGCGGAAGCUGUCCAGCCCCGGCGACCUCAACUACCCGUCCUUCUCCGUCGUGUACCCGCUCCGGAAGUCCCACAGCACGGUGAAGUACCGCCGCGAGCUGACCAACGUCGGCGCCGCCGGGUCGGUGUACACCGUGAAGGUCACCGGUGGGCCGAGCAGCGUCAGCGUGGCCGUGAAGCCCGCGAGGCUCGUGUUCAAGAAGGCCGGGGACAAGCUCAAGUACACCGUCGCGUUCAAGUCGUCGGCGCAAGGUGCCCCGACGGACGCCGCGUUCGGGUGGCUGACGUGGAGCAGCGCCGACGGGGAGCACGACGUGCGGAGCCCGAUAUCGUAUACGUGGGGGAUGUAAGACACCGUAAACAUCGAUGAGUAACUAAUUCGUAUUUCGCCAUGACCGGCGGAUGGAUCGCCGGCGGGUGAUCGGUGGUAGUGUUGCAGAGGCCGGUUGGAAGAAUUCUGGCUGCUUUGUGCGGCAAAGGUAGGGGCUUGUAUUCAGGAGGUGAAGACAGAGAGGAGCCCCUUAAUAAAAGGAAAUCGAUUUUUCGGUACA
Messenger RNA from Brachypodium distachyon (stiff brome), 2812 nucleotides. RefSeq names its product subtilisin-like protease SBT1.8. The record is from RefSeq and is a predicted model, not a curated record. The transcript has 2 exons. Gene Ontology annotation, biological process: proteolysis. Lineage: Eukaryota; Viridiplantae; Streptophyta; Magnoliopsida; Poales; Poaceae. Bases 194 to 2611 code for a protein of 805 amino acids. Gene Ontology annotation, molecular function: serine-type endopeptidase activity.